CGCGAACGCGCGAACGCGAUGGCGGCGCCGAUGGUGCGCAUGCCCGAUGGGCGAUUAAUACAACCGCAAAUCGUGCUGCUCAGGGAAGGCACGGACACGUCGCAAGGACGCGGACAGUGCGUGUCGAACAUAAACGCGUGCUGUGCGGUGGCGGAUACGGUGCGAACGACGCUUGGACCGCGAGGAUUAGAUAAACUCGUGCGAGACGCGCGAGGAAACACGACGAUUUCCAACGACGGCGCGACGAUUAUGAAACUGUUGGAGAUUGUGCAUCCGGCGGCGAAAACGCUCGUGGACAUCGCGAGAGCGCAGGAUAGCGAAGUGGGGGACGGGACGACGACGGUGGUGAUACUGGCGGGGGAGCUGUUGAAGGAGGCGAAGACGUUCAUCGAGGACGGCGUGCACCCGAUGAAUGUCAUCAAGUCGUUUCGAGAGGCGUGCGAUUUGGCGACGGCGCGCGUGCGCGAAUUGGCGACGUCCAUCGAAGGGAACAGCGCGGAGGAGAAGGAUGAACUUUUGAAGAAAUGCGCGAUGACGACGCUGAGCUCCAAACUUGUAGGAGGGGAGAAGGACUUCUUUGCCGACAUGUGCGUCAAGGCGGUGCGCUCGCUCGAUCAAGACUUGUUGGACCCGAAGAUGAUUGGCGUGAAAAAGGUCAUGGGCGGAGGGAUGACGGAUUCGUUCUUGGUGGAUGGCGUGGCGUUUAAGAAGACGUUCGCCUACGCCGGCUUCGAGCAAAUGACGAAGAGCUUCAAAAAGCCGAAGAUUUUGGCGCUCAACAUGGAGCUCGAACUGAAGAGCGAAAAAGACAACGCCGAGGUGCGCCUGAGCGAUCCGACCAAGUAUCAAGAAAUCGUUGACGCUGAAUGGAACAUCAUUUACGAGAAGCUCGACAAAUGCGUGGCGUCGGGAGCGAACAUCAUUCUGAGUAGACUCGCGAUCGGGGACUUGGCGACGCAAUAUUUCGCCGACCGCGGAUUGUUUUGCGCCGGUCGCGUAGACGCGCAGGAUUUGGAACGCGUGACGCGCGCCACCGGCGCGCCGGUGCAGACCACGGUGAACAACAUCACGGACGCCCAGCUCGGAUCGUGCGAGUUGUUCGAAGAGAUUCAAGUCGGUAACGAACGGUACAACAUUUUUAGAGGUUGUCCGCAGGCGAAGACAUGCACGCUCAUCUUGCGCGGCGGCGCCGAGCAAUUCAUCGAGGAGGCGGCGCGCUCGCUCAACGACGCCAUCGAAAUUGUUCGCCGCGCGGUGAAGAACGCGGCGAUCGUCCCUGGUGGCGGUGCGAUCGAUAUGGAGUUGAGCAAGUACUUGCGCAACCACGCGCGCACGGUGGCGGGCAAAUCUCAGCUCUUCAUCAACGCCUUUGCCAAAGCUUUAGAAAUCAUCCCGCGACAGCUCUGCGACAAUUCCGGGCACGACGCGACCGACGUGUUGAACAAGCUCAGACAAAAGCACGCGGGCGAUGACGGGGCGAAUUUCGGCGUCGAUGUCAACGGAGGUGGCAUCUGCGACACGCACGAACGCUUCAUCUGGGAACCGAGCCUGGUGAAAAUCAACGCCCUGAACGCCGCCACCGAAGCGACGUGCUUGAUUCUCUCCGUGGACGAAACCGUGAGAAACCCGCGAAGCGAAGGCGCGGAUGAAGGCAUGGGUGGCGGCGGUGGUCGGGGCAUGCCGAUGGGAGGUAGAGGAGGUGGUCGCGGCCGGGGUCGCGGCCGACGAUAG
This is a messenger RNA of Ostreococcus lucimarinus CCE9901, 1731 nucleotides long. RefSeq lists its product with no specific name. Gene Ontology annotation, biological process: protein folding. The coding region runs from base 19 to 1731 and encodes 570 amino acids. NCBI's taxonomy places the organism in Eukaryota, Viridiplantae, Chlorophyta, Mamiellophyceae, Mamiellales, Bathycoccaceae. Gene Ontology annotation, molecular function: ATP binding; ATP-dependent protein folding chaperone; ATP hydrolysis activity. The transcript has 2 exons. Gene Ontology annotation, cellular component: chaperonin-containing T-complex. The record is from RefSeq and is a predicted model, not a curated record.